AUGCCAACUGAAUUAGAAGAGCUCGUGGGAUUCUUGCAUUCCCCUCAGCCAGCUGUUGUACAGAUUGCUCUUGACAAUCUUGUGGGAUACUCUACGGGUCCUACGCAACAAAUUUUCCGCUAUGAUAACUACGAAGCUAUCAAAGAUCUUAAAAGGCUAAGCAAGUCUGAUAGUAAGACAACUGUGGCUCAAUCAGUUACUAUUUUAGCAAAUUUAUGUGAAGAUAUUGCCAUGAGGAACCUUAUUGUUGAGAAUUUAGAGUUUUUGAAGUUUUUAGUUUCGAGGAUUAUAAGGAUCAAAAACACAAAUGCCGACAUAAUGUGUAUACUUUUGACCAACUUGGCAAAGAAUGACUUGAUCAAUAAAAUAUUGGAAUUUGAAGUUGAUUUCACCGACGAAGAAGAGAAGAAAGUUUUUUCAUCAUCCAAAGCACUUGAUUGUCUUAUGGAUUGUUUUGUUAAAGGAUAUGACCGAAAGUUGAACCCAUAUGCAAAUUACGACUACCUUGCAUAUUUUUUUGCUGAUCUUUCACGUUUCCAACAAGGUAGAGAAUACUUUAUCACCGAGCAAGUAUACGAUAGUGUUGUCCCAAUUUCAAAAUUACUCGUGUUCACUGAAAAAUACGAUGACAAGAUUAGAAGAGAGGGUGUUGCGUCUACCAUUAAGAACUCAUUGUUCGACACUAAUGCACACAUGAAGCUACUCACGGAUCCAAAGAUCAACAUUUUACCAUUUUUGCUCUUACCUUUGGCAGGUCCAGAAGAAAUUGAUGAGGAUGAAAUGUUUGACUUACCCGAUGAAUUACAAUUGUUGCCACCUGACAAAAAGAGAGAGCCAUUAGCUGGUAUCCAAUGCAUCCAUUUAGAGUCAAUUUUAUUGCUAUGUACCACCAGAUCAGCAAGAGAGUAUUUGCGUGAAAAACAAGUAUAUGCCAUAAUUAGAGAGUUGCACAAGGCAACCACCUCAGAUAAAGUUGCAGACUUGUGUGAUAGAGUAGUGCAAAUGUUGAAGAGAGAUGAGGCGCCUGAAACUGCAGAAAUUGAAGAACUAGAAAGUGAUGAAGAUGAUGACAAAAUAGUUGAGAUUCUAUAA
Messenger RNA from Lodderomyces elongisporus, 1092 nucleotides. RefSeq names its product Hgh1p (gene HGH1). The transcript has a single exon. The record is from RefSeq and is a predicted model, not a curated record. Lineage: Eukaryota; Fungi; Ascomycota; Pichiomycetes; Serinales; Debaryomycetaceae. The coding region runs from base 1 to 1092 and encodes 363 amino acids.